Messenger RNA from Rattus norvegicus (Norway rat), 534 nucleotides. It is a transcript of the gene Pramel53l1, whose product is annotated as PRAMEL 53 like 1. Lineage: Eukaryota; Metazoa; Chordata; Mammalia; Rodentia; Muridae. The record is from RefSeq and is a predicted model, not a curated record. Gene Ontology annotation, biological process: negative regulation of cell differentiation; positive regulation of cell population proliferation; negative regulation of apoptotic process.
AUGAGUGUUCAGACACCACCCACACUCGAGAAGCUGGCAAUUCAGUCUCUGCUAAGAAAUGAAGAUGUGACCAUGUCCUCUCUGGGAGAGCUGCCUGCUGUCCUCUUCCCAGCAUUGUUCAAGGAGGCCUUCACUGGAAAACACAUCAACCUCAUGAAGGAAAUGGUGGCAGCUUGGCCUUUUUCCUGUCUCCCUGUGGGUGCAUUGAUGAAGACACCUAACCUGGAAACUUUGCAGGCUGUGCUAGAUGGAGUAGACAUGCAACUGACAAGAAAGUUUCACCCCAGGAGAACAAAACUGCAGGUUCUCAACCUGAGAAAUGUGCACCAUGAUUUCUGGAACAUAUGGGCUGGCAGCAGCUGUUCAGCAGAGAACUCAGAAGAAAAGCAAGUAGUGAAAGUGCCUGAUGACUCCCUUGGAGACCCUUUCAAUCACUUACUACCUAAUUUCACAGAAAGACUUGGAUUCCCUAUCCCGAAGUCAAAUCCUAUUUCAGCUAAAACAUUUGGAUUUGAGAGGAGUGGUCUUAUAUGA